UGAGCUCAAGCCAUCCUCCCGCCUCCCAGAGCGCUAGUAUUACAGGCAUGAGCCACGUUCUCCCUAUUUUAAAGAUAUGUGAAUGCUGAAGCAUAGAGUGAGGGAAUGGGGCUUUACAGGCAGAGUCUGGCUCCAGAGUCCACACUUGCACCCUGUUCUAGGCUGACUCUGCAGCUGAAACAUAUCCCUACCUUGGUCCUUUUCACCCCCAUACCUCUCCUUUCCUUACUGAGGAAUGAUUUCUUCUCCAACUUCCAGUCCCUGCACAAGAAACCUCAGGGCUAUCUAAAACUACCCCUCCCCUCUUGAGCUGGUCACCAAAUCAUUGCCACUAAGAGCUUAACAAUUCAUUCAGCUCUAACUGCAUGUCAAGCCCAAUGCCAGGUGCUUCCAUUCAUGCCUAUGAGAUAGGUUUUAUUAUUAUCAUUAUUUUCAUUUUAGUAAUGAAGAGACUGGGCCAUAGAGAUGCUGUUGUUGGCCCAAGAUCACACAGCUAGUAUGUGGUAGUGCUGAAACUGGAACUGCUGUGCGAUUCUGGAGUCUAUGCAUCUUAACUACCGCACUGUAUUUCUUUCCUGCUUUCUCCUGAAUCCAGUUAGUCCUCCUAAUGUCCAUUCAUUGUUUCAUUCCUUUAUUCAAUGAAUGUUUAUUAGGCACUUGGAGUGUAUGAUGCACAAUUCUGGGCACUGGGGGUAUAGCAGUGAACACAGUUAACAAAUUCCCUCAAGGAUCUCAUGGUUCUUAAUGUUUUGAUGCAAGAAAAGCAGAAAAAAAACAAGUAAACUAUGUGUGGGUGGUGGUAAGUGCUAUGAGAAAAAAUAAGACAAUGUUAGGGAUGGUGACUUAUACUAUGGUAUAUUAGGAUAUUUCAAGAAGACAUUGUUGAUAAGGUGGUAUUUUAACAGAGAUCUGAAGAAAGAGUGUGGGAGCUUUGUGACUACUGGAGGAAGAUCAUUUCAGGCAGGGAGAACAGGCCAAAGGCUCUGAGCAGGAAAUGUGCAAUAGGUAUUCUAGGAAUAGAAAGGAGGCUGACAUAGUUGGAGUGGAGCAAUUUAAUGGAAUAAUGGUAAGAGAGGAACACUCUACCCCAGGGUUUCUAAAUCUUGGCUCUAUUGACAUCUUGAGCGUGAUAAUUCUUUGCUGUGAGGGCUGUCCUGUAUAGUACAGGAUGUAUAGCAGCAUCCCUGGCCUCUACCCACUAGAUGCUAUUAGCAUUCUCCCCUAGUUGUGACAACCACAGAUGUUUCCAGACAUUGCCAAAUGUCCCGUGGGAGAUAGGGGCAAAAUCGCCUUUGGUGGAGAAUCAUUGUUCUACCCUGUCUGAACAUAUCAGUGAGGAAAAUAUUUGGAAGCUCUGUGAAUACAUCAAAAACCACAACCAGUAUCCUUUAGAGGAAUGUUACGCUGUCUUCAUAUCUAACGAGAGGAAGAUGGUACCUAUCUGGAAACAACAGACAAGACCUGGAAGUGGACCUGUGAUCUGGGAUUACCAUGUUGUUUUGCUUCAUGUUUCAAGUGGAGGACAGAGCUUCAUUUAUGAUCUAGAUACUGUCUUGCCAUUUCCCUGCCUCUUUGACACUUAUGUAGAAGAUGCCUUUAAGUCUGAUGAUGACAUUCAUCCACAGUUCAGGAGGAAAUUUAGAGUGAUCCGUGCAGAUUCAUACUUGAAGAACUUUGCUUCUGACCGAUCUCACAUGAAAGACUCCAGUGGGAACUGGAGAGAGCCUCCUCCACCAUAUCCCUGCAUUGAAACUGGAGAUUCCAAAAUGAACCUGAAUGAUUUCAUCAGUAUGGAUCCUGAGGUAGGAUGGGGAGCUGUCUACACUCUAUCUGAAUUUGUGCAUCGGUUUGGCAGUAAAAAUUACUGAACUUGACAUUAGGAUGUGGAACUGUGGAGAAAUUCUGGGACAUGAACAAGCUAUCCCUUCAUUUAGGAUAGCAAACAUGGUACAGUUGGCUUGGAAUUAUGUUUUUCACUUUUAAUUUAAUUGAAUGGAAACAUGAGUGAAUAUAAAUAUUGUAAGUGAACUAUGUAAUAACUUUUUUUGGAUAUGUCAGGUUGAAACUUGAUAUAGUAUAUAAUUGCUAAGCUAUUCCUUUGGCUUAUUUGUUAAAACAUAUGACAACUUAUGCCAGUGAUCGUUUUUGUUGAGAUAGAGGUGUGGGCUUAGAGCCAUACCCUCGUGUCUGUUCUGGAUGUUUUGUGUCUCUCCAGCUACAUUGUAAGCUCCUUGAGGGCAGGGCUGUGGCUUAUUGCUCUGUGAAUCUCUAAUGCCUGUGAAAGGUGCCCAUAAAAUGUUUUCUGGUGAAUGUGCCAUUGCUUAACAAGGGAUGAUAUUGUGAGCUGAAUCAGCAGUAAGUAUUAGUCUUUUUGGACUAGGAUAUUGUUAAAAAGAUUGCAGCCCUCUCAGACUUGAGUGUUAUUUGGCCUAUUUAUACAUGGUUUUAAAUAAAAUUGAUUUAAAAUU
Molecule: messenger RNA, 2468 nt
Organism: Microcebus murinus (gray mouse lemur)
Lineage: Eukaryota; Metazoa; Chordata; Mammalia; Primates; Cheirogaleidae
Gene: NTAQ1
Product: N-terminal glutamine amidase 1
Cellular component (GO): cytosol; nucleus
Molecular function (GO): protein-N-terminal glutamine amidohydrolase activity; protein-N-terminal asparagine amidohydrolase activity
Source: RefSeq, a predicted model, not a curated record